This is a messenger RNA of Protopolystoma xenopodis, 390 nucleotides long. Lineage: Eukaryota; Metazoa; Platyhelminthes; Monogenea; Polystomatidea; Polystomatidae. The record is from the annotation of a GenBank genome assembly.
AUGUUUGCGUCACAAAACUCCCUUGUCCACCCGCCUCCCUUCGGCAUAUUCGCUUCACUCGGCCAGUUUUCCGCCGAGAAGCUCGGAAACACUUCUCCCAUCCGCUCCGGCCUCAGUGCUCCCCAGACCUUUCACACUUUCGCCUUAAUUGGCCAAGUUUUCACAAUCCUCCACCUAUUCCCUUGUGCUAGCACACCCCCAGCCCCGUUAACCGCCCCAAUCUCCCCUCCACUUCACCAUUUCGUCUACUCGCUUCAUCAGUCACUCGCCCUGAACCCUCGGACAGCUGUAUUUUGCCCUCUUCCUCCUCCUCCUCCUCCUCCUUCUCUCCCCUCCCACCCUGACGGCUCAUCCCACACUCACAUGGCCCUUAUACUUUUCUCUGCAUAG